AGUGUCUGUGAGUGUCCCUGCCGUGUCCGUGCGUGUUCCUGUGUGUCCCUGCCGUGUCCAUACACAGCCCCACGCAGUGACAGCCAUGUGGCCCGUGCUGCUGCUGCUGCUGCUGCUGCCGGUGGCCCUGGCCACGCUGGCCCUGGCCCGGGUGGCCCAUCGGCUGCUGGCCCCGUCCGGCAACCCCUUCUCAGGGCCACCCCUGGAGCCACCACGGCCCCUGGUGACCGACCAGCGUGCCCGGGACAGGGUCCUGAAGCAGGGGUUCAGUGCCCGGCGUGUCCCAGCCCCGCUGGACGCUGUGGUCAUCGGCAGUGGCGUGGGGGGCCUGGCGGUGGCCGCCACCCUGGCCAAGGCGGGCAGGCGGGUGCUGGUGCUGGAGCAGCACGACCAGGCCGGGGGGUGCUGCCACACCUUCCAGCAGCACGGCGUGGAGUUCGACGUGGGCAUCCACUACGUGGGGCAGCUGCACGAGGGGAGCCUCCUGCGGGUGGCCCUGGACCAGGUGACAGACGGGCAGCUCUGCUGGCACCGCCUGCCCGACCCCUAUGACGAGGUGACCCUGGGGGCCCGGCGCUACCUGCUGCGCUCGGGCAAGGUGGCCUUUGUCACCGCGCUGGAGGAGCAGUUCCCCGAGGACAAGGAGGCCAUCAGGGAGUUCAUGAAGCUCUCCAAGGUGGCCUCGCUCAGGCUGUCCCCAGCUGCCGCGGGCGGUGGCGGUGGCACGGUGGCUGUCCCGCAGGUGGCCUCGCGGCACGCGGCGCUGCUGGCCCUGCUGAAGCUGUCCCCACGCUGGCUCGUCACCGCCCUGCUGCGCUCGGGGCUCCUGCCCCGCCUGUCCCCCGUGUUCCGCAUGGCCACCACCAGCCACAGCCAGGCCGCCGCCCGCCUCACCUCCAACCCCGACCUGCGCGCCCUCUUCGGAUACCUCUUCUACGGCACGGCCCCGCGGGACUCGAGCUUCCUGGUGAACGCCCUCAUGGUUCACCACUACCAGCGCGGGGCCUGGUACCCGCGGGGGGGGGCCAGCGAGGUCGCCUUCCACGCCGUGCCCGUCAUCGAGCGCGCGGGGGGGGCCGUGCUCGUGCGCGCCCCCGUCACGCGCGUGCUCGUCAGCGCCGACGGCACCGCCCUGGGGGUGGCGGUGCGGGCGGGGCCCGGCGAGGAGGAGCUGGAGAUCCGCGCCCCCCUGGUCAUCUCCGACGCCGGGGUCUUCAACACCUUCGGGAAGCUGCUGCCCCCCCACGUCCGCAGCCACCCCGGUGUGCGCUCCCUCCUGGCCAUGCUGCGGCCGGGCAUGGGCUCCUUCCUGGUGUUCGUGGGGCUGCGGGGCAGCGCGGCCGAGCUGCGCCUGCCCCCCACCAACUUCUGGAUCUACCCCCACAACGACCUGGAUGCCAUGAUGACCCGCUACGCCGCCCUGAGCCGCGAUGAUGUCCCCGACAACCUGGCCAUGAUGUUCAUCACCUUCCCCGCCGCCAAGGACCCCACGUACGAGCAGCGGCACCCAGGCAGGUCCUGCAUGACCAUCCUGACCAUGGCGCGCUACGAGUGGUUCGAGGAGUGGGCCGGGAGCCGCCCCCGCCACCGCGGCCCCGAAUACCAGCGCUACAAGAUGGACAUCGCCCAGCGGCUGCUGGAGAGAGCCCUGCUCCGCUUCCCGCACCUGCGCGACAAGGUGGAGUUCGUGGAGGCGGCGUCGCCGCUGAGCAACCAGCACUACCUGGGGGCGGCGCGGGGGGAGAUGUACGGCACGGAGCACGACCUGCGCCGCUUCAGCCCCGCCGCCGUGGCCGCCCUGAGGCCCGACACGCCCGUCAGGAACCUCUACCUGACAGGGCAGGACGUGUUCUCCUGCGGGCUGGCGGGGGCCGUGCACGGGGGGCUGCUCUGCGCCUCCGCCGUCCUGGGCCGCCUGCUCUACCUGGACCUGCUGCUCCUCAAGAGGAAAAUCAAGCGGCGCCAGGGCCGCCACACGGCCUGA
This is a messenger RNA of Camarhynchus parvulus, 1984 nucleotides long. RefSeq names its product all-trans-retinol 13,14-reductase-like. The record is from RefSeq and is a predicted model, not a curated record. Bases 86 to 1984 code for a protein of 632 amino acids. NCBI's taxonomy places the organism in Eukaryota, Metazoa, Chordata, Aves, Passeriformes, Thraupidae. Gene Ontology annotation, molecular function: oxidoreductase activity. The transcript is spliced from 11 exons.